AUGGGAUUCUUUCUCGCUCCCGGGCGGCUGGUUGGUUCGAAGGUGCACGAGAAUCAAACUCCCGUCGACGCCAAGCGGACAAAAAAAGUGGGCGAUUUCUUUGAUACCCGUGGGCCAUCAUCCAGUCGCUACCGAAUUCGAAGCAAGAUCCAGAUUCUGGAGAAGAACCGCAAGACCGUGAAGGAGCGCAAGGAGCGCUUCAAGCUCACUGUGAAGGCCAAGAAAGUUAAGUACGCCCAAGCCACCAGGAACAAAACGAUGUCCAACCAGCAAGUCCUAGAAGGUUGCUGCAGCAAAGUCCGCGUGUGUCACAAGACUCCACAAGGCAAGGCCAAGCUCCCUCGUCUUGCGGGCGAACGGUCUCCCAAAGAAUUGCGCGGAGCUGUGUUGGAAUAUGUUCCCAGCUUCGAGUCCUUGUGCAGUGAAAUUGAUUGCCCCAUCGACACUCUCAAGAAGGUUCUGAACUUUCUGUCCUUGAAUGGUGUGGACGGUGCACUCAUCACUCCGCGGACUAGUGACAGUGUUGUCCUCCUCCGCAGGCAACUGGCUGAGAUCUUGUUCCCCGAUCUUCGCCCCCCUCGCGAACCCAGUCUUUCACCCGAGUCCAAGGCAAAGGCCAUGGCUGCGGAAUUGUACGAAGAUGCUGAUGCAAUUGAAAAGAUUCUUGAGGGUGAUCGCCAAGCCAAGCGCUAA
Seminavis robusta is the source of this 693-nucleotide messenger RNA. NCBI's taxonomy places the organism in Eukaryota, Bacillariophyta, Bacillariophyceae, Naviculales, Naviculaceae. The record is from the annotation of a GenBank genome assembly.